Molecule: messenger RNA, 1078 nt
Organism: Musca vetustissima
Lineage: Eukaryota; Metazoa; Arthropoda; Insecta; Diptera; Muscidae
Gene: RfC38
Product: replication factor C subunit 3
Exons: 2
Coding region: 1-1071 (356 amino acids)
Biological process (GO): DNA-templated DNA replication; DNA repair
Cellular component (GO): nucleus; DNA replication factor C complex
Molecular function (GO): DNA clamp loader activity; ATP hydrolysis activity; DNA binding
Source: RefSeq, a predicted model, not a curated record
AUGGCUCUGUGGGUAGACAAACAUCGUCCAAGGGAACUUAUGAAGCUGGACUAUCAUAAGGAACAAGCUGAGAACCUGAAAAACCUCUGCCAACAAGGUGAUUUCCCCCAUCUUAUGUUUUAUGGACCAUCCGGUGCCGGUAAGAAAACACGCAUCAUGUGUCUACUGCGGGAAUUGUAUGGUCCGGGCGUCGAAAGACUACGCAAUGAAACCAUGACAUUCACGACACCAUCGAAUCGUAAAAUCGAAAUCAUGACAGUCGGUUCAAAUUAUCAUUUGGAGGUGAAUCCCUCGGAUGCUGGCAUAUAUGAUCGUGUUGUUGUUAUCGAUCUAAUUAAACAAGUUGCUCAAACACAUCAAAUCGAUCCGAAUGGACAAAGGGAUUUUAAAGUUAUUGUUCUAUCCGAAGUUGAUGAACUUACCAAGGAUGCACAACACGCCUUGCGUCGUACUAUGGAGAAAUAUGUGGCCACAUGUCGUAUUAUAUUGUCGGUUAAUUCCACAUCACGCGUUAUACCCGCCAUUCGGUCCAGGUGCUUAGGCAUACGUGUGGCCGCGCCCACUCCCUCUGAAAUGACCAGUGUUCUACAGGCCGUUAGUAAAAGAGAAAAUAUUGCUUUACCCCUGGAGUUGGCCACGCGCAUAAUCGAUAAAUCGGAAAGGAAUUUACGUCGAGCCAUUUUAAUGCUGGAAGCAUGUAAAGUACAACAGUACCCGUUUACAGCCCAACAGGAUAUUGUAGAACUAGAUUGGCAAGUUUUUCUACGUGAAACUGCCAAUCAAAUAUUAACCGAACAAUCACCAGCUAAAUUGGAAAAGGUUCGUGAUCGUCUCUAUGAACUGCUGGCUCAGGGUGUUCCUCCCGAUGUCAUAUUUCAGGGUUUGGUUAAGGAACUCGUUAAGAACUGUGACAUGUCGAUUAAGGCCAAAACAUUGGAAUAUGCCACGCUAUACGAACAUCGUAUGCAGAAUGGUGCCAAACACAUAUUCCAUUUGGAAGCAUUUGUGGCCCAAUUUAUGAAUAUCUAUAAGAAAUUUAUUGCCGAUUCAAUGAUGAUGGAUGAUUUCUAAAAAAAAA